CCGCAGGCUUCUCUAUCUGAGAUGUGCGAAGAAAUGCAGACAGGACCAGUCAGCGCUGUGUGCUGCGUGCUGCCUCCUGGCCAGCCUGUGUGACACGGUCGGGGCGAUUCUGGCCAGACAGCUCACGAUCCAGGUUUCACUGGUGCCUACCUAGCAGCUGUUGACCUGAUGAACUUUGUGUUCAUUCUCUUCCCAGUCUGCGGCUCCAAGUUCAAGUCUAAUUCGGGUCAUGGCUCCCAGGAGAGGAAGGGGAGGCGGCGGCUCAGGGCCAGUGUAUUUGCCUUGACUCUGCCCCUGAGCCUGGGCCCCUGCUGGGCUCUCUGGGCUGCUGUCCCGAAGGCUUCAGGCCUUGUCCAAGGGCCACAGCGGAGGCUGCUGGGAAGCCGGCUGCAGGACAACACUGAAAUGUUUGGCUACCUGCUGGGUGGCAUCGCCGCCUGCGGCUCCUGGGCUUCCCGGAUCCCCCCACUCUCCAGAAUCUGCCGGGGUAAGACGUUUCCCUGCAUCCACCUGUGGAGCCGGCUCCUGUCGGCCCUGGCUGGCCUCCUCUACGCCUCAGCCAUUGUGGCCCAUGACCGGAGGCCCGAGUACCUGCUGCGGGCCACACCCUGGUUCCUGACCUCCCUGAGCCGCGCUGCGCUGGACCUCGCUAUCAUUUUCCUUUCCUGGGUGAUGAAAAGCAAGAUGAGGCGGGUCUUGGGGUUUGCCUCUGAAGCCAGAGAGAGCCCCGACACCCAAGCGCUUCUGACCUGCGCAGAGAAAGAGGAAGACAACGAGGAGGCGAGGAAUCAGGGGCUGGAAAACCGCUGGUCCCACCAGUGUUUGCAUGUGGAGGGGACCGAGAAUUCAGAUUGGGUGCCUCUCACUACACUACCGCACUGCAAGCCACUCAGGACGAUGACAGCCAUCAGUCACUACAUGGAGCUGACCAUCGAGCCCGUGCAACAGGUGAGUGGCCAUGGGCCACGGCCAGGGGUCCAGAGGGUGGGAAGUAGUCAUGGAAGGCUUCCUGCAGGAGGCAACACU
This is a messenger RNA of Myotis lucifugus (little brown bat), 1026 nucleotides long. RefSeq names its product transmembrane protein 44 (gene TMEM44). The annotation marks the transcript as partial. The record is from RefSeq and is a predicted model, not a curated record. The transcript is spliced from 7 exons. Lineage: Eukaryota; Metazoa; Chordata; Mammalia; Chiroptera; Vespertilionidae.